Messenger RNA from Sander lucioperca (pikeperch), 680 nucleotides. RefSeq names its product cystatin-F. Gene Ontology annotation, cellular component: lysosome; endoplasmic reticulum; Golgi apparatus. The transcript has 5 exons. Gene Ontology annotation, molecular function: cysteine-type endopeptidase inhibitor activity. Bases 135 to 560 code for a protein of 141 amino acids. Gene Ontology annotation, biological process: negative regulation of microglial cell activation; positive regulation of myelination; immune response. The record is from RefSeq and is a predicted model, not a curated record. Lineage: Eukaryota; Metazoa; Chordata; Actinopteri; Perciformes; Percidae.
GCUGUGAUGCUGCAAUGCAUGCUGGGGAAACAGAACCAGAGCUAUUUCCUGUGAGGUUUAGCAGCAACAUGACAGUUGUUUCCUGAUGAAGUUGUGGUCAGUGUGUCGCUGCCUCGACUCAGACAGAGUGCAUUAUGGGACUGAAGACGCUGCUGCUCCUCUCUCUGCUCGCUGCUCUCGAGUUGCCGCUGGCAGCAUUUGGCGGCCGUGCCGGCGGUUCGAUGCCGGGCUCUCCGUCCAACGUGAGCAGGAAUGACCGCGGCCUGCAGCAGGUCGUCCUCGCUGCCGCUUACUCCUUCAACAACCAAUCAAACGACGCCUUCCUCUUCAAACCCUCGCUCAUCCUCAGAGCGCAGCGACAGGUGGUCCGGGGUGUGAAGUACAUCGUGGACUGGAAGAUCUCCAGAACCGUGUGCCGUAAACGAGAAGACGGCAAUCUGUCCAACUGUGACUUCCAGCCUGCAGGACGUCUGCACCAGACCUUUGCGUGUCACACCGAGGUCUGGCUGAUCCCCUGGCUCAACCAGACCAAGACGCUCCAGUUUCACUGUGGACCCUGAAACCUCCUCCGCCCUCAUCACCUGAGAGAGAGAGAGGGACACCUGUCCACCUGAGACAGAGACACCUGUCCACCUGUUCUCUCCUCUCACUCACAAUAAAAUUGCAUUUUGGAUGUUGAA